AUGCCCACUUUCGUGGACACUUUCUUCGUCUCUCUUGCCCGCCUAAUCUUCUCGUCGUCGUCCUUCACUAUCAUGGCGAACAAGUCUGUCCUCGGGGCCAUUCAAUACGCCAAGGCGGAAGGAAUGGACGUCGAACGCGACCGCGACAGCUCGUCUGGCGACAACUUUCAAGAAACGGCGUCGCUCCUGGAAAAGGGAGUCGAUAUCAGUAGCUCGUCGACCUUUCCCUCGUUCUCAUCGUCGACUUCCGACCUCGCUUUUCAAUCCCGGGUGCCCUUCAACACUCCCGUACCGACCCCGUUGCCGUCCUCUUCUCGUUUGUGCAACCAAGCUACAGUCGAGGUGGAAUCUCCGGAGAACAAGGACGCCUUCUCCGCCUCCUUCUCGACCACCGCGAGCUCGUUCAACAUCUCGCUCAUCAGUGACAUCUCCGAAGACGACGGAGGGCUUGUUGCAUGCACCUCUUUGGAUCAUAACCUGUCAUCAGCUCCAGUAACUCCUCAGGAAGCGACCUUCCCUUCUGGCGUAGGACUCGGCAUCAUGGGUCUCUCGAGGAAAGACGGGAUCACUUCGUUCGACGGCCUUGGGCGUCUCUACUUGCCACGUCAAUGGAAGAGGCCCACGACAGAAGACCUGCACCCCCUUUCUUGCGCCUUCUCCCCCUGCGACCGCCACGGCGAUUUAUCGCUCCAUUCCCAUGGUUCCACCGAGCUGUCUGAUAUCAUGCUGCAGGAGACCCUCCUCACGUUUACCGACGACCCGUUCCACGAGCACACACUAAGCUCCAUCCCCGAGUGCAGGUCGUGGUACGAGCUUGAUCAAAACGGAGCGACAGAGGAGGAGACGGCGCCGAUGUCGGCUGACAAGGUUGUACUGCCGCCGCCUGUCUCUCUUCAGCGUCGGCACAGCGACAAGCCACGUCGGAUUACUCCGCAUUUCUCUUCGUCGACCAUCUCAAGCGAACUCAAACGUUCAACCAGUUCCCUGCGCAAGUCGACUGCUUUGUCAAGGAAGCGGUCGGCGACCUGGCCGACAGCAUCAUCACGGUCGAUUGGAGGUGCGGCGGGUGCAGGCUCUCCUUCGGCUGCUUUCAGUUCAAAUUCGGCUCCGGGCUGGCGUCUUUGA
This is a messenger RNA of Cyclocybe aegerita, 1125 nucleotides long. NCBI's taxonomy places the organism in Eukaryota, Fungi, Basidiomycota, Agaricomycetes, Agaricales, Hemipholiotaceae. The record is from the annotation of a GenBank genome assembly.